GAGAGCGUCGCGCGGGGCGGCUGCGGCGGCCUCUCCCAAGAUGGCGCUAGAGCGGCGACUGGCUUCCCUUGCCGCGCCUCUUCCCUUACGCUACUUCCGCCGAAGCAGUGGCGGGCGAAUUCAACGGCGAAGAGGAUCUUGAAGGGAAGCCGCCCGCAGGCCGCAAUGGCGGGAGGAGGCCGCGCAGGGCCCAGAAGGGCUCGCUCCGCUGGGGAGGCCCGGGCAGGUGAGCGGGGAGGGGUCACGUUACCAGAGGGCCGUUAUCAGCAGGGGCGGUGGGGGGCAAAGAGAGGAAGAGGCGCCCAUUUUGUGGGGGGCGGCAGUCGGUCAGGCCGUUUCCGUCUCUCCUUCAGCGCCCCUAGCCCCGCUCUUCCCUCCCUGUGGGGCGACCUUCAGGCCCCCUCGGCUGUGGGGUCCCGUUGGCUGGCGGCCUGGCUGCGCACGAAGGGGCCCCGCCUGGGAUCCUGCCCCCAGGACGUGCGUCUGUCUUGCCCGAGCCCAGCCCGCCUGGGGUGGCCGCUGUUGGUGCGGCGGCGGGAACGAGCAACAUCCAGAGCUGCCGCCCAGGGGGAUCGCGGGAGAUCUUGGCGGAUCCCCCCGGGGUUCGCUCCUGCUGAGCGCCCCUCUCUCUCGGUCCCUUUCUCGCAGGUGCUGUUAAUGCUGAUGCUGCUUCUCCCUCGCGGCGGCGCCGGUCGGAGAGGAUCGCGUCGCCCUCGGCUCAGCCCGUGUCGCAGGGGAAGCCGAGCCCGGUGGCGAGCAAAGUGCCAGGCGGCAAACUGGUGGGUGGAAACGUUUCUCCUGUUUUCCUGACUAGGCUGCGAGUAGGACAGGAAACGCCUCAGCCUGUGUGUUUUCCCUGGGUGCGCUCCUCCUGCUUGAACUUUGCUGCUGCUACUACCCGUGUGCUUUUUUGACAGCUGAUGUGCCUAGGGAAUUGUUAGCAAAAGGCUGGUGUUGGGGUUCUUUUGGACAGAAGGAGCAUAACACUUUCUACUAAGGUUCUUUUUCAGCACUCACUCCAAUUGUUACUUGUCUUCUCCACAGACAUCUGGACCAUUUGCAAUGCGGCCGGUCACUGUGAAAAAGAUCAUGCCACGAAAUCGGCAGGUACGUAGAGUUUCAGAGGCCUCGUGCCAUUUUCCGCUAGUGCAGAGAGCCAUCCAUGGAUUUUCUCUCCCCCCCACCGACCUUUAGCCUCUAACUUUUAGCCCCAGUUAAAGCCCAAACUGAAACGUAGUAUCCCCUUCAGAUUAAUUUUUUGUACUUACAUGCCACUCUAGGGUGACCAGAUGCAAAGAUAGUUAAAUCAAGUUUUCUGUUUUGAAAUUCACAAAUUUCCUUAGUAGUUAACUGGUUGCUCUAAGAAUUGGACUAUAACUCAACAUCUUUUGAAGAAUUGUACUGAAAGAAGACAUGCUGAAGCUUCUGAUGGAGGUUGGAAAAGCUGCUACCACCAAAAAACUCCCUGCUGCUUGUAGUUGUGUGAUACUCUGUCCUUCACACCUGCUCACCACUUCUUCUUUUCAUCUACACUUUGCUCUUAAAGAACAAGUAAAUCCAAAUACUGGCAAAAUGUUAAUGCUAUAGUGCAUCUACCUUAAUUUGAAGAUCAGGAGGGGACAUGCAGACCCUGGAUCAGACCCUGAAUGCAGUGUUGGUCUGGGCCAGUUAACUGAAUCUGAAUCCUGCCAAGAAAGAUGCCCUGUGGAAGAAUGGUUCCAUGUCUAAGAAAUAGUUCUGUUACCUGUUCUGGAUGAGAUUGCACUCCCUCUGAAGCAGGGAGGCAACCGCCUCAGGCGGCAUGAUCCACAGGAGCAGCAGUUCUGGCAGCAGAAUGCAUUUUCAUUUGGGUUUUCUUUUCCUUUUUCCAAACCAGAUAAAAGAAACAGCCUUAAUUCCUCGUCGGAGUCCAAGGGUAAGUCUCAAGCAUCAGGUUCUGUGAUUAACAGAAAGGCCACGCCUUUCCAUCAGGGCUGUGAACUUUAACUUGCCAAUGUUGGAGCAGGGAUGCUGUAAAUGACAGACACACUUGUUCCUAUUAUAAUUAUUAUUUUAAGCCUCUUUGAUUCUGGUGUGUCGCUGCACAAGGAAAUGAAAAAAGAGCUAUUUAAAGAUGAUCCCAACCCGCAAUGUGAUGGGUUGUUAAUUUACAAAUGAAUAUGGAUAUAUUUGAUACCUGAAAGGCACAUAACAUUGUUACUUUGGCUAUAUGCAAAUAGGCUUAACUUAAUUUAUUCCAAGACAGGUAGUUAAUCAUUUGGCAUUCUUGCUGGAGUAUUCUUUUCUUUUUCUUUUUUCUUUUUUUUAAUAUUAAUUUUUAUUGAAUGAUUUUAUGUUAAAAAAAAAUACAGCCAUACUACCACUAAAUAUAAUUAAGAAAUAAAAAUUACAUACAUCAAUAUUUAGUUUGUUAUUUGUUAUUUACCAUCUUAUUUCCUCCCAAACAUUGCAUACAAAAAGACUCAUAUAAAGUAUUCUUUUCAGCAUUAUUCAGCAUAGCGUGCUAAGUCUGCCACCUGCAGAAGCCUUUCCUAUUGAAGGUUAAGCUUGCAUCUUCUCUUACAGAAUUCAUUAAAAGAAGACAAGGAAAACAUUCCUCUGAGAGCCAUAGAGGUUGAAAACAUUCCUCUGAGAACCACAGAGGUUGAAAUUAAUGCCAAGGUGGAACUGAAGCCUUCUCCCCUGCACAGCUCUUUGCAUCCUGAGGCCGAGGCCUUACCGGCAGGCACUGACCUCCUGCCCCCAGUCAGUGCUGAUGACGAGCAAGAACUGGCCAGGCCAAAAAGAGUACGCCGGUCUUACAGCCGCCUGGAGAACCCCUUAAGCCACAGUUUCCUGGGGAGGCGACAAGAGUCUCCCAGCUCCGGCCUGUCGGACACUUCCACACCUACCCAUGGCCCAGUCAAGCGGCAAACACUUUUUGGCUUUGAUAAGCUUCUGGUUCCAGGUGAGCUCGCCAACAUCUCUCCUGUGAACACAGCUGUUCCCCAGAAGUCAACAGUGGCAGAACCUGGAGCCAUCAAUGAGAGAGACACAGACAUCCCAGGUAUCUCAUUUGUCAGGGAAAAACGAAGGAAGAAGAAGAUGCCACAAUUUGAUGUAAGUAUAACAUUUCAGAUGGAGUGUGGGAAGCAUGAAAGGGGGACAUAGCAUGGACAUUAAAGUCUGCACCAACUGGGCCCCUGGGGCUCCACUGCUGAAAAGAAAAGAGUCGCCUAACAUCACUGCAAUGUCAAGUGAUUGACAUGUGGGGGUCCCCACUCAUCUGUCAAAUUGGGCUUCCCAGGGAUUGGAGAGAUAAAGAUCUGGCCUUGUGGCUGAAAAAUAUUUCCCUACACCUGUGAUAAGUGUAACAUGGUCUUGUUGUAAGGCUCUCCACUAGAUAAUACACAGGAAGCCUUAUUGAGCACUUUAAAGUGCUAUAUCUAGUUAUUUGCUAUUGAAGUUGCACCAUGGAGGGCUAGAAAUGGCCACGCCCUGACAAUCCUGGAAGCAAUGUUAGAAACUCAGAUAUAUAAGCUAAUCACUAAAUGGCACCUUAAAUCUAGGUUAUAGUCACCACAGUGACUAUAGGCAUCUUUGCCUCCCACCCCAGUGAAAUUUGUUAUUAUUCAUUUCUAUACUGCUUUAUAUUUCAAAGAAAAAACCUCAGCAGUUUACAACACACUAAAACAUCAAAUAAAAAAUCAAGAAUAAAACAAAUUCAAGUUUCAAGGAAAAUAUUUCAGAUCCUUUUGUUUUCCCCGUAUUUAUUCACUGACUUAAUUUAUAUAGCUGCCCCAGAGCAAAAGUGCUGUAGGAAGCCAUGGUAGUGUAGUGGUUAGAGUGUCGGACUAGGACCUGGGAGGUCAGGGUUCAAAUCCCCACUCAGUCAUGAAGCUCACUAGGUGACCUUGGACCAGUCAUAGCUUCUUAAUCUACAUCACAGGGUCAUUGUAGGAAUUCACUAGGGGUGGGUGAACCUUGUACUACUUCGGGGGGAAAGGUGGAGUGUAAAUGCAAUAAAUAAGCUCUUCUGCUUACCUGCUUAAGAAAGGUGAAGAGCCAUCCUGAUGGGAGAUGUCAGUCGCCAACCUGGCAUCCUGAGAUUUCCACAGUUGCAAUUGGACACAUGCCAGUCGCAAAACACCUAGGGAAUUUCAAACAUUGCCUGAAGGGCACGUGUGUGGAGACAGGAAACGGUUGGCCAUAUUUGCUAAUGCCUUGAAAGCUGCUUCUACUGAGCAGCAUUGCCCAAUGGUUAGCACCCUGCUUAGAUGUUUUCCCAUCCCCAUAUCUAGCAGAAUAAUUGUAGGCUCAUGUUCUUAAUUUGCAGAGCCCUUCCAGUGGUAGAGUUCAGUCUUACUUGUCUCAGAACUUGGGUCACCUUGGCAGGGAAUUUUGGGAUUUUAACAAGUACAGCUUCCUAUUUUCAAAAAAGGGUGACAAGCACAGUUCCACAGGGCCCUAUAAUAUGCAUAAACAAUAACAUAGGUUUGCUUAAUUUUUAUAAUAUUUGAAUCUUUUUUUUAACCACACACAGUUCAUACAUUUCAAAUACGCUUAACUCUCUAGAGCGCAGAAUCUCAUUUCUCCCUUUAGCGCUUUUGUGCUGCUAAACUGUUGGCCUUUCUGGCACUUUGUUGCCCCAAGACCAGGCAUGUCCAAAGUCUGUUUCAGGGACCUAAUCUGGCCUGUGUGGCAGUUUAUUUCCUGGGGUAAAAUCCUUAAAAAAAUCUCAACAGCUUUAAUCAUAAAAAAGGAUCAACAAUUUCAACCCUAAAAAAAGCUCAACAACUUCAAUCCUAAAAAAAGGUUGGUUUCACUUCAUCAGUUCUGGCCCUCUUUGAAAAAAGUUUGGACACCACUGACUCUUAUUUUGUAGGGUCACCAAAGUGAAGCCACCCUUUUAGCUGAAGCCUCUCUGUUCCUUUUCAGGUAUCACAGCUGGAUGAAUGGGCAGCCCAGAUGAACGCGGAGUUUGAAGAAGCAGAGAGAUUUGACCUCCUUGUGGAAUAAAGGCUCCUCUUUCACUGGAGCGCUGCCUGUCUGCUCCUUGAGUGCUCUUUGUUCACAGAUUUUGGGCUUGUCCUGUGGAGCUCUUCCGGUUCUCCAAACCCAGAAAGCAGUACAUCUCUUUGCUGCCGGGUGGACUUGGUGGCAAAUUGCAAACUGGAUAAUGAUGUUGUACAGGUCCAGCUGCUGGGUGAUGACUUUCCCUUGAGUUCUGACACUGGCGGAGGCAAGGACGACAGCUUUUGGCUGCAUCCCAUGUAAUGCUUGCUAAAUAGCCUGUCUUGUGCAUUUGAAACAUCACAUCUGCAUGAUCUGCCUAUGUUUAUUCUGUUUUCAUUCUGUAUUUUUAAAAGGCUGUUUAUCCUUUUCUUCAUAGGUUGGCAGGUAAAUAAUAAUUACUUGGACUAUUCAAAAUGUGCUAAGGUAUCAUUGCACCACCAGAACAUUGCUGUAUUUUUAAAUUCAGUGGGUUUUUCUAAAAAACAUAUAUAUUCUGUGUUGGCUUUCUAGACUCUAGAUAUUUGUAAUUCCUACUUUGGAGCAUAGAGUGAAAUACCAACUCUUCUUGAUUUUUAGGGGCGAUACAUUUUAUUACUAUUUUUUUUGCAGUGAAAUGUCACCAACAGAGUGACAUUAAUCCAUGGUUGGUAAUUCUUAUCAUGUACUUGUUAAUGGUGAGGUGGGGUGGUUGCCUGAGGCUCUUUCACUGGUUUUCUCUGGCUGUGUUUCUGUUUCUCAGUGCACUUGUUUAAGAGUAAGUACAGAAGGAUUAAUGGGCAUUCCCUCACUUCAUGCUGACAUUUCCCUGUUGGAAAAAGAACUCCCCCAUGUACACCUGCUCCAUUGGUUGGUUUGGAGAGUUUCUUCAUGGUGACGCAGUGUGUUGUAUAAGCUAGCAGAAAUGUCAAAAAGCACAAAUUACUGGGAGGGUUGGGCAGUGAGGGAAGCGUGCCGUGUUUGGGUUCAAAACAUUUUAUAGCAAUAAUAUGUUUAAUAAAAAAAAAAUACUUUCAUGUUC
Molecule: messenger RNA, 6013 nt
Organism: Podarcis lilfordi (Lilford's wall lizard)
Lineage: Eukaryota; Metazoa; Chordata; Lepidosauria; Squamata; Lacertidae
Source: the annotation of a GenBank genome assembly